AUGGAAAGCAUUUUAACUCCUCUUACACCUGUAGCGUCAAUGAUGGCUUCUGUAUCCUACUGUAAUCCGUCUGGAAGUUGCUUACCUGAAGAUGGUUUACAGCCUAUUCAGACACCUCAUUCGCCAACAAGUGCUGACCAUUGCUUCGUGGUGUCGCCAACGCCGUCUUCUUCACCAACAUUAUCAACAACAUCUUCUAACUCCUCAACUUUACCGCAUGUAUCUGACGAAGAACUAGCUUGCUUAUCAGUUCGGCAGCUCAACCAACGUCUUCAGGGGCAAGAUCGCCAAGUCGUUUCAGCAUUGAAGCAAAAGAGACGAACAUUGAAGAAUCGUGGCUAUGCAUUUAAUUGUCGAGUUCGGAGAAUCCAAAAUCAAUUACAGCUGGAAGCUGAUAACGUCAUGCUGAAAGAUCAAGUUCGUUAUCUGAAACAGCUGCUCCAGGAUGUCCAGAGUCGACUUGCAUAUUAUGAGCCAAUCGCUGCAGUUCCAGUUCAUUCUUCGCCUCAACCACAACUUUUACAGCAACAAACUCCGACUACAUUUUAUGCUCAACAGUAUACUUACCAGUAA
Messenger RNA from Enterobius vermicularis (human pinworm), 573 nucleotides. The record is from the annotation of a GenBank genome assembly. Lineage: Eukaryota; Metazoa; Nematoda; Chromadorea; Rhabditida; Oxyuridae.